UUGUCUUGGUUGGGUGCACAAAUCUUCUUUUAUGUGUGCUGCUUCUUACCCUGUUGCCUAGACGAUCACUGGCUUUCACUGAGGAUGUCUGGUUCUCGGAAAGACUUUGACGUGAAGCAGAUUUUAAAAAUCAGAUGGAGGUGGUUUGGUCAUCAGGCGUCAGCCCCUAAUUCUGCAAUCGAGAGCCACCAGGGAGACUUCUGGAACAGAGGGCAAAAUGUAACGACCGGUGGCACAAAGUUUUUAGAUUCAAGUGACCUGCCUUUAACAGCAGUUGGUUACAGGAGGUCCAGCCAACAGGAUUUCCAGAACUCACCUCCUUGGCCAAUGGCAUCCACCUCAGAAAUCCCCGCAUUUGAAUUCUCCGCAGAAGAUUGUGGAGGUGCACGUUGGCUUGGCAGACAAGAGACAGAUGAUAGAGCGAGUGAAGAAGAAAAUGAAUCGGACAGCAGUUCGUGCAGCAGAACCUCCAACAGCAGUCAUACCAUAUCAUCUUGUCAAACUAUGGAGCCCUGUACAUCAGAUGAAUUUUUUCAGGCUCUCAAUCAUGCUGAACAAAGUUUUAAAAAGAUGGAGAAUUAUCUUAGACACAAACAGCUGUGUGAUGUGGUGUUAGUUGCUGGUGAUCGUAGAAUUCCAGCUCACAGAUUGGUUCUCUCCUCCGUUUCGGACUACUUUGCAGCAAUGUUUACUAACGAUGUAAGGGAAGCAAGACAGGAGGAAAUCAAGAUGGAAGGUGUGGAACCAAAUGCACUGUGGGCUCUGGUUCAAUAUGCAUAUACAGGUCGCCUUGAAUUAAAAGAAGAUAACAUUGAGUGCCUGUUGUCUACAGCUUGCCUUCUUCAGCUGUCUCAGGUUGUAGAAGCAUGCUGCAACUUCCUCAUGAAGCAGCUUCACCCUUCCAACUGCCUGGGAAUCCGAUCUUUUGCUGAUGCGCAGGGUUGCACUGACUUGCACAAGGUGGCUCACAAUUACACGAUGGAAAAUUUUAUGGAAGUAAUUAGAAACCAGGAAUUUCUAUUGCUGCCAGCCACUGAAAUUGCAAAGCUUUUAGCAAGUGAUGACAUGAAUAUUCCUAAUGAAGAAACGAUACUGAAUGCACUACUUACGUGGGUUCGACAUGAUUUGGAACAGAGAAGGAAAGAUCUCAGUAAACUCCUGGCUUACAUUAGACUGCCUCUUCUUGCUCCACAAUUUUUGGCAGAUAUGGAAAAUAACGCACUCUUUAGGGAUGACAUUGAGUGUCAAAAACUCAUUAUGGAAGCAAUGAAGUACCAUCUGUUGCCAGAGAGACGACCUAUGUUGCAAAGUCCUCGCACCAAACCUAGAAAAUCUACAGUGGGAGUGUUGUUUGCAGUUGGAGGAAUGGAUGCAACAAAAGGAGCUACGAGCAUUGAAAAGUAUGAACUUCGUACCAACAUGUGGACUCCUGUUGCAAACAUGAACGGACGAAGAUUACAGUUUGGAGUUGCAGUCUUAGAUGAUAAAUUGUAUGUUGUUGGUGGCAGAGAUGGUCUGAAAACCUUGAAUACUGUGGAGUGCUACAACCCUAGAACAAAAACUUGGAGCGUAAUGCCACCUAUGUCCACGCAUCGUCAUGGUCUUGGAGUAGCUGUAUUGGAAGGCCCCAUGUAUGCUGUAGGAGGACAUGAUGGCUGGAGCUACCUGAAUACAGUAGAAAGAUGGGAUCCACAGGCUCGUCAGUGGAACUUUGUAGCUAGUAUGUCAACUCCAAGGAGCACUGUUGGUGUAGCAAUAUUAAAUGGAAAACUUUAUGCAGUUGGUGGUCGAGAUGGAAGCUCUUGUCUUAAGUCAAUGGAAUGUUUUGAUCCUCAUACAAACAAAUGGAGCCUCUGUGCUUCGAUGUCAAAAAGAAGAGGUGGUGUUGGUGUAACUACAUGGAAUGGGUUCUUGUAUGCCAUCGGUGGGCACGAUGCCCCAGCAUCAAACUUAACAUCCAGGUUGUCAGACUGCGUAGAAAGGUAUGAUCCAAAAACAGAUAUGUGGACUGCUGUGGCUUCUAUGAGCAUUAGCAGAGAUGCAGUGGGAGUAUGUCUUCUUGGUGACAAGUUGUACGCUGUUGGGGGAUAUGAUGGUCAAACAUACCUUAACACAGUGGAGUCUUACGAUCCCCAGACAAAUGAAUGGACACAGGUUGCACCAUUGUGCUUAGGAAGAGCUGGAGCAUGUGUUGUGACUGUGAAACUAUAGAUUCUUUUCUUUGAGAAGGUGACUUUCUCCACUACGGACUCAGCUGAUAUCUUUUUUCCUCAAGCCAACUAAGAAUAUGAGGUGCGGGAUAUCUACAACAACGAAGUGUUUGGUCUCCGUCUCCAACCUACAUACAUAUAUAUUAUUCUUUUGGACCAAUAUUAAGCACUUUUUAAAGAAUUAUCUUUAUUACCUGCACAUUGGAAGAAUUACAAUCAAAUCAGCUGCAACCAAGAUGUUGCCAGCAAGGGACCUCCAUUGAGGAAAUACAAAGAAAUGAGUGAACUCAUUGUGAACUCAGUGGGAUAAUCAAAUGUUAUUGAUUUAUGGCCUUGACCCCUCAAAUAUGAAGAGAAAUCAUAUUUCAUGCCAUUAAUAUAUACAAUUCCACCAGUGCAAUUGAGGAUACCUCUGGGUGAAGCAAGUUACAGAAUCCGACCCCAUAUAUUUAAUUUGCCUAUAAUAAAUAUGUUUUGCUGUGGGUAUCUGAACUGUUACAGUGCAGGCUGACAAACCAAUGCAAACCAUUGUAAAUGGCAGGCGUAAUGCUUGCCUUAAAAAUGAAGUUAUGUAUUUGGUGAAUAUUUGCACUUUUACCAUCAUUCCUAGUUUAGAAAUAUUUUUUAUUUAACCAAAGCCUUAUUUUAAAUAUUGUCUUAUAAUGCUAAUGGAAAUCUGCUAUUUAAUUAUGUCUGCAAUAGGUUUCUGAAAUCCAGUGUACUACUUGGAUGUUUGAAGGUUUUCCAUAAGAUGCAGAACAUUGUACCUUUGCUCUAAUUUGGUUUUUAUAUCUACGUUGUUAUUUUUAAGGAAUAAGCAUGAGUAACUUAGUGGAAAGAGCUCUAAAUUGUGAUGAGAAGUUAACCAAUUUAAUAAGAGCACUUUGAAUUUUUCCAAGCAUUCCAUUGCAUCUAGACUAAAGAGUCUUAUUUUGGUUCUCAAUGUGUUUUACACGAGGCUUUGCACUAAUGUGAAAGGUAUCAUUUUGUAAGACGAAAUGAAGCAGCAAGGUUACUUCAGAACGCAAAGAGCCAACCCGCCAUUUUGAGUGUGGUCAGCGUCUUGUGGUAGGGCCGUGUACGCCUCACAGGGUUUUAUUUUCUUUCCAAAUGCUUUAUGAUUUGCCUUGUUUGAGCCCUUUGCUCUGCCACACUCUCGUUUGGAGCAGUCUGAAUGUUCUCUGAAGUCUUUCUGUAUUUGCUUUCUGUGCCUUGUUCCUUGUUUCCAAGCAGUGUGUUGCGGCGCGCUGCUUCCUGAGGGAUCCUGGGGCUCUCAGCUCACAGCGUUCCCCAGGAGUCUGCAGUGUCCCACACCCAAAGUCUUUGUACACUUGUAAUUUUAACUUUCGGUGUGUUCAUGCUCUCGACCAACUAUUUAUUGGUUUAAAGGAAAUUACUCAGCGGUGAAACUUCAGUGUUGAAACCUUCUUUGUUUCAAAUUGAAUACAGCUGAACUUAAAUACACUUUCAA
Messenger RNA from Coturnix japonica (Japanese quail), 3681 nucleotides. RefSeq names its product kelch like family member 5 (gene KLHL5). Gene Ontology annotation, molecular function: protein binding. Lineage: Eukaryota; Metazoa; Chordata; Aves; Galliformes; Phasianidae. The record is from RefSeq and is a predicted model, not a curated record.